This is a messenger RNA of Branchiostoma belcheri (Belcher's lancelet), 1874 nucleotides long. RefSeq lists its product as uncharacterized. Lineage: Eukaryota; Metazoa; Chordata; Leptocardii; Amphioxiformes; Branchiostomatidae. Bases 42 to 1874 code for a protein of 610 amino acids. The transcript has 11 exons. The record is from RefSeq and is a predicted model, not a curated record. Gene Ontology annotation, molecular function: ATP binding.
UGUGCUCUCGUUUCCCAUUCAAGUCAGCCGCGCGGUCCAGCAUGGCGGGAUAUCACAUCUGGUUCGUUCUGAUCUGGAUGUGCCUUGGAUUAGUAGGUGUUAGUUCCAAGCUGCUGCUGGUGAAAACGCCUGUGAAUCCAGAAGUGAACCAGACGGUGUCGCUGAAUUGUUCCGGCGUUUUUGGUUCCACGAUGGUGAAACGUCUGUGUCCCGGCCAGGCUCUGCCGUACUACACUAAGGUUGAAGAUGGUUACGGCAGGAUGUAUUAUUUCCCACCAUCAGCAGACACGGACAGAGCCGGUAUCUACAGGUGUGAGAACUUCGAGGGUGAACGUGUCUCCAUUGACACUUCAAUUUUCCCGCCAAACGGUACCCCGAUUUUCUCUCCAUUCUUCUCUAUGACCGCCCAUGUGGGAGAUGACGUCACUCUCACCAUGGCCGUGCGUGAAGACAGCGCCCUUCCUACAGCCAAUCUGUCAUGGCGGCUGUACCAACCUGGUCCCAACUGCGCAGGCGCCCUUCUCCCUGAGAACCAGGAUGUCAUCAUCAGACAGAACGUCACAAGCCGGAAGGACGGCGGGAUGUACGAAAUGUCUGUAUCAGAUGUCCGACAAGGGACCCAACGGACUGUAGUGCAGCUGCUUGUCACAGACUGCCCCGAGCGGCUGUGGGGACCAGACUGUUCCCAGCCCUGCCUGUCGUGUGAGAAUGGCGGGGUGUGCGGAGAGGACGGCCGGUGUGUGUGUCCGCCAGGGUUCACCGGAGAUGUCUGUCAAAUAGGAUGUGGCCCUAAUACAUACGGGUACGAUUGCGAGAGUACCUGCGGUGGAAACUGUACAGACAUGCUGUUCUGCCUGCUGCCUCCGUACGGCUGCUCGUGCGGGGCGGGGCUGAGGGGGACGGACUGUCACCAAGAGUGCGCAGGCGGGACAUACGGUGCAGGCUGUAGUCAGACCUGUGGUCACUGUCAGGACGGGGUCACGUGUGAUCCUCAUACCGGCACAUGUCCACAGGAACGGUGUGAGCCCGGCUGGCAGGGGAACACGUGUAAAAAACAAAUCACUCAUGAAGGUGACAGCAGCAGCGCGUACCUGAUCGUUCUCGGCGUGGCGGCAUGCACGCUGGUACUGGUCGGCUCGCCGCUGUGGUUCUACCUCCGCACCACCUCCAAAUGUGCGCCCAAAAUCUCCGGGCCUGACUUUGACCUGAGCACCGUGCGGGGAAUCAGCGAUCUGGCUCAAACACGAAGUCCAUACAUUGUAGAGAGUUUCAUCAAAGAUGACCUUCACAUCAGGGCCAAGUCGAAAUUUUUGGAAUGGGAGAUCAGCCGAGCGAUCUUAAACAUCGACACAAAGGCGAUCGGCAGCGGCGCGUUUGGGAAGGUGUACAAGGCAACAGUCACCGAGAACACGGGGAGUACAAGACUACCUGGUGUAGUCGCCAUCAAGCGUCUCAAAGGUGACAUCAGCAGCGCGUACCUGAUCGUUCUCGGCGUGGCGGCAUGCACGCUGGUACUGAUCGGCUCGCCGCUGUGGUUCUACCUCCGCACCACCUCCAAAUGUGCGCCCAAAAUCUCCGGGCCUGACUUUGACCUGAGCACCGUGCGGGGAAUCAGCGAUCUGGCUCAAACACGAAGUCCAUAUACUGUAGAGAGUUUCAUCAAAGAUGACCUUCACAUCACGGCCAAGUCGAAAUUUUCGGACUGGGAGAUCAGCCGAGCGAUCUUAAACAUCGACACAAAGGCGAUCGGCAGCGGCGCGUUUGGGAAGGUGUACAAGGCAAGAGUCACAGAGAACACGGGGAGUACAAGACUACCUGGUGUAGUCGCCAUCAAGCGUCUCAAAGGUCAGUUUAGCAGCCUGCCCGGCUGUUAG